Molecule: messenger RNA, 2131 nt
Organism: Trachymyrmex cornetzi
Lineage: Eukaryota; Metazoa; Arthropoda; Insecta; Hymenoptera; Formicidae
Gene: Dhap-at
Product: dihydroxyacetone phosphate acyltransferase
Exons: 6
Coding region: 1-2088 (695 amino acids)
Biological process (GO): fatty acid metabolic process; phospholipid biosynthetic process; ether lipid biosynthetic process
Cellular component (GO): peroxisomal membrane; mitochondrial membrane
Molecular function (GO): glycerol-3-phosphate O-acyltransferase activity; glycerone-phosphate O-acyltransferase activity
Source: RefSeq, a predicted model, not a curated record
AUGGAGCGUAACGCUAAGUUUGUCGAUAUGCUCGAGGAUAGACGAAGGGAUUGUGACUUUUUGUGGGCGACACGGCCUAUGGAUCCGGCAUUACCGCAUAUGUUGCCACCGGAUUCAGUAUAUGACAGGGAGAGGAUCAUGCAAGCUGUCUUGCAGGACAAACAAGUCAAAGCUGCCAUUGAUACAAUAGCAAAGACUACAGGUGUUGAAGUUAAAGAUGUUGAGAAUAAUGCCCGUGCCAUGAUAAACGAGAUGGCUAGUAAAGCAGAUUUGGCGACUGUUCGUUGGAUAGGUAUUUUUAUUACAAAAGCUAUGAAGAGAAUGUUCUCGCAGAUUUAUAUAAAUGAAACUAUGCUUUCUAACUUAAAGAAAGAAACACGAAUAUCUCAAGCACAGUAUAUCUAUGUUCCAUCGCACAGAAGUUACUUGGAUUUUAUUCUGUUGUCAUAUAUUCUCUUUUCUUACGACAUGGCACUGCCGAAUAUUGCAGCUGGCAUGGAUUUUUAUAAUAUGAAAAUAGUGGGAGAACUACUGCGAAAAACUGGAGCAUUUUAUAUAAGACGUAGUUUCUCAAAUGAUUUAUUGUACAAGCAAAUUUUCCGAUCAUAUGUUAACACUAUUGUUAGUCACAGUGAUAGGGCGAUAGAAUUUUUUAUCGAAGGUACACGGAGUCGUAGUCAAAAGAGUACGAUACCGAAAUACGGUCUUUUAUCCAUCAUUAUAGAAAGUUUACUUCAAGGCGACGUGCCCGACAUAUAUUUUGUACCUAUGAGUAUUAAUUAUGAACGUCCACCGGAAGAAUUAUUAUUCGUUUAUGAAAUGCUAGGAGUUCCGAAGCCGAAAGAAAGUACGGCUCGACUUUUUCGGUCACUCUCCAUUCUACAGAAACCUUUUUCUCAUGGACGCAUUUUCUUUAACAUCGGGGAGCCAAUAUCCGCCAGUCAAUUCGUGGAUAAGACAUAUCGACAAAAAAAAAUUUUACAACCUUCCUUCAAAAUUCCAUCAUCAGUUGUAGAGAAUAUAGCUUAUCUUAUAAUAGAAUCACACAAGAAGAAUACUGUACUUAUGCCGAUCAAUAUUAUAGCUUUGCUCCUUAAUGAAAAAAUUCAAACGAAACCGAAAGAACCAUACACACUCGAUUUAUUGAUUCAAGACUAUCAAUGGUUUAAGAGCUUCGUUACUAAGUCAUUGAAAGCCUUAAUGUAUGGAACUGAAACUACUGAUAACGACGCGAUCAAACAGGAAAUAUUGGAAUCUUUAAAACCGCAUGAUGAGUUAAUAGUGCUCGAUUCAUCAAACACGUUAAAAAUCAAACAAAAGCAUAAAAGAAUGAAACAGUUAAAUAAUUCAAAUAUUAAAGGAUACCCUCUGUCUGAACAGACUUUGCAAAUAGCGGUACCUGCCAUUAAUAUUGCUAUUUAUAGCAAUCCGACUUUGGCUUUUUUAGCAGAAAUAGUUUUUAUAACUGCAACGAUAGGAGAGAAUGGCAUUGAAACCGAAGUAGCUUUGGAACGGUAUGAAUUGUUAAGAAGAUUAUUCAGUACAGAAUUCGCGAUGCGAUCAAUUGAAGACAAAACUUUAAUUAAAAUAGAAUGGGAAAAGUCGUUAAAUGUAUUGAUAUCACAGAACUGCUUGUAUACAGUGAACGAUUUAAUUUUUAUAGGAAAUAACACCAAACUGUUUUCUAUCUUGCAUAACAUUAUAUUACCUUUCAUAGACGUUACGUAUGUAAUAUGUAUCUUAUUAUCUGAGUGGACGGAAAGAACAUCAGUCGAACUCACGGAUCAGACAAUUCUUGUCGAAACGCAGAAAGAAGUGGAAAGAUUAAUAUUCGAGACUAAAGACCGGUGUCAACAUCCCUACUGUUUAUCUCUUGAUCUGUGUAACACAGCAUGGUCUAGCUUAUUAUCGCAAGGUAUCGUCGCAUACCAGAAACAUACCAAUACGUAUCGAACGGAUAAAGCAAAAUUGGCAUAUCUUAUUGGAGCAUUGCUCGAAUUACCAUUAAGUCAUCCAACGGAAAUUUACGUCGACGCGUUUCCUUUAAUUAUUUCAACAUCAUCGAUGGAUAUACAAGCUAAAUUAUAACAGUUUAUCAUGAAACAAUGAAUUUGAUACAUCAAUACUAAUA